CAUUUCAACAGAGUGUACGUACCGUUGCCACAAAAGCCCUUUUCUGUACUAGAAGCAAAUCGUUCUGGACAUUAGAGCAGACAAAUGGCAACUUCUGCAUUGUUUCCAAUGCCACAGAAUCGUUCCACCUCUCAGUCAUCAAACGACACCCCAGGGCAAUUUUCUACUCAUACCGCAAGAACACGCCCUGUCUCCACACCUGUACCUUUACCUCUCCACGACUACAUGACCGAUAUAGAACAAGCUAAUUACAUGAGACCCCACCAGCUAUACGCACAACCCUAUGGUAAUCGACCUACAUCACAAGACCACCAUCGCCGGUACUAUCAAUAUCGAAAACAAAAUAUGUUUGGUCCUUAUCUGAUGCUUCAGACCUUGGGUGAAGGCGAAUUUGGCAAGGUCAAGCUGGGCAUGCACAUUGAAACCCAACAGGAAGUGGCCAUUAAGCUCAUUCGCAAAGAAAGUGUUGAUAAUUCAACACGUUUAAGCAAGGUCGAAAGGGAAAUAUCUGUCCUCAGGACGGUUCGGCACCCAUACAUCGUGAAAUUGUACGACGUUCUUGAAACCGAAAAAUAUAUCGGCAUCAUUUUAGAAUGUGCUUCAGGAGGCGAAUUGUUCGAGUACAUCCUUGCCCGUCGUUAUCUCAAAGAGCAAGAUGCCUGUCGACUGUUUGCACAGCUCAUCAGCGGAGUUCAUUACCUUCAUCAAAAGCAUAUUGUUCAUAGAGAUCUCAAGCUGGAAAACUUGCUGCUAGAUCGUAAUCGCAAUGUUAUCAUCACCGACUUUGGCUUUGCAAACCAGUUCAACAGUGCAAAGGAUGAUUUGAUGGCAACGUCGUGUGGAUCACCUUGCUAUGCCGCUCCUGAGUUGGUGGUCAGUGAAGGCUUGUAUGUGGGCUCAGCUGUGGAUAUUUGGUCCUGCGGUGUCAUUUUGUACGCAAUGCUCUGUGGUUAUCUUCCCUUUGACGACGACCCAGCCAACCCUGAUGGUGACAACAUCAAUCUGCUGUACAAGCAUAUCUUGAGCUCGUCUCUGGUGUUUCCCGACUAUGUUAGUCCUAUGGCUCGUGAUCUGCUGGAUAAGAUGCUGGUGCCAGAUCCUACUAAGCGAUGUGACAUUCAAACCAUCAUGGAUCAUCCUUGGCUCCAGCAAUACCGUUCCUUGUUUGCCAAGUCAGUUCGUGAACUUGAAUUUCAAGCAACCACGUCGGCUGAAUUAACCCUGAGUCCAGUGGGAGCGGAAGCUUACCGCUACGCGCAACAAUCCCUUGGCCUUCAAGAAUUUUCUGCCUCAAGAAACACAUUUUCAUCCGAUUAUGAUCUUGGUCUAAGCGAGCAGAUGUUGGAUAAUCAUAGCACAAAGGACAUGUCUGCGGACGAUGAGGCUGUGGUGCCAUCCUCUAAAGAAGUCACCUCAAGUAAUAGUGACAGCUCCAACAGUACUAGGAAAGGCUCAGACGUUGCAGUAGCGGAUAUAAAGUCUCACUUCUCAGUGCAAAUGAAUCAAGUCGUUCCCAUGAACACGGAAGAACCUGCUUCUAUUACCAGCCCCAAGCCAUCCCGCACGCACUCUACUGCCGUUGUCUCCCCAGAGAAAACUAUGAACGAUCCAUUAUCUCCUAAACCGGGUAUGAAUGCCAACGACAAGCGAGGUAAUCACAGAAAGGGCUAUUCUACUGAAAAGUUCUUCAGUAUCAUUACUGGUGGUUACAGUCAAAGUACGUCAAUUCCAAAGUCAACUACCUUUGGUGGGCUUAAACGAAACAACACCAUGAACCUAUCCCCUACACCAUCAUCCACCAAGAGUUCUUCAAACACUAGUUCCAACGCCACCCCCAGUCGUAAUCAUAAUCGGUUUGGCAGUGUCUCGAUUGCCCGGGGAACAGGCUCUAUCUUGCAUGCCAAGUUUUUAUCCAGUAUCAGCGGAAGCCCAUCUCGGCGUUCUGUCCAUGUUGAUGAAAGUCCUCCUACCAGUGGGCCUUGGCCCGGAACGAGCGUCAGCGCAUCCAUCUUACCCAGCAACACUGGCCAUACACCCAAAAGCCCUCUUUACACUCCUGCUCGUGCCUUGCAGCCAAUUCCAGACUUGACGCAAUCCAGUACUGUGCGAGGAACCCGACGCAAGGCUAUGAGUUUACUGGUCACGCCUGCUGCUGCCGUAGAAUCCAGUGAGGAAGACUCCAGUGGUGAAAACCGAUGGCUUGGUGCUGAGACUGGAAGAAAAGCGCUUGCCUUUGCUCGUCGAGCCAGUAUUCGUAAUCGUUCCCGACCUGACAAAUCAGCUCAUGAUUCUGAUCGGGAUAGCGGCACCAUGGAAGGCAUUGUGGAAGAUGAAGCCCCUGCCAAAGAAUCGCAAGACAAGGACCGUCAAAAAACCACUGGCAAGAAGAUGAUUGAUUGGAUAAAGAAGAAAUCAAAUUUACGUGAUAUACGUUCUCCUAUUAGUAUAUCGAGCUCUCCCUUUGAUCAAAUUGGACGCUCGUUUGCUCAUGCUAGCAUGAGAGGUCGCCCACAGUCUGGAUCGCAUUGGGCUCCCGAGGAGACUAAGCUGCGAAUCUAUCACGGAGCUGUUGAUCAGUCGGCAUUGACAUCAAGAUCUCCCAAUGAUGUUUUCAAUGAAGUCAAAAAAACUCUGGCGUCCAUGGGCAUCGAUGUGAAGAGUGAAGGAGAUUAUAAGGUCAAGUGCACUAGACGGAAGCGAAAGUCUGGACGUGUGAUUCCACCAUCCACGAAUGCCAGUGUUGAUACUUUUGAUGGCGACAGUGGUAUGUCCUUGUCCAUGGCAGACCAGAAGAAACGCCGCGGGGUAGCUGGUACGGCCACUAUCCGAAACCUGUUGCGCCGUUCAAGUGCCUAUAGUCAUGAAAGUAUUCCUCAUCAACGACAUACUUCUGGUAGUGAUGAUGACGGCGUAGCGCCUAGUGAUGUUGCUGAACAGCGUCAUGCCUCGAAACAAUGUACAAGUAGUUCACUCAACUCCACCGUGUCUGGAAAACCCGUAGCUCCUAUUUAUGGCGAUGAAAGUGUUGACUCAGGAGAUGAAAUACGUUUCAGUGUCGAAUUAUGCAAAUUUAAGAAUCUUCAUGGCCUCUAUAUUGUCGAUAUCAGACGUAUGCGUGGUAAUGUCUGGGGUUACAAGUUCGUCUACCACCAGCUACUGGAGGCCUUGGACCUAUACCGAAAAGGCGGUUAUAUCCCUGGACCUGAACGCCAACCACCACCGCCUUCAAACCCUAUCAUGGCUACUGACUCAAAGAAGAACACUGACUUCAAUGGUCUUGGAAGUAUUGCUGAAAUCAAGGUGUAAGCCUGUGGAUUUCACCUAUGGCUUGAUAUUUUUCCCCAUCUCUUGUUUAUCUUUUAUUGCUUUAUAUGCUUGCGCAAAUGCAACUUCUUAUGAUAGCCUUUUGGGCCUAUUCUACACGCCUUUAUACCAACAAUUUUGCACGAUUCCCAUACUUUUUCUCUAUGCUUUCUUUUGCUCCAUCAGCGUUUAAUUAUCCACACCGAUUUUUUUUUCAUCCCGCACUCAUAGCUCUCACUUAUUCUUAAUACCUCCACGAUUUUUGGCUCUCAGAUAGACCUCUACACAAUAUACUUUUUCAUCCAUGCUGGAAGAAACCAUUUGUAUGGCAAACGGGGGUUCAAAAGCG
Umbelopsis ramanniana AG is the source of this 3652-nucleotide messenger RNA. RefSeq lists its product as uncharacterized. Gene Ontology annotation, molecular function: protein serine/threonine kinase activity; ATP binding; tau-protein kinase activity. The transcript is spliced from 7 exons. Gene Ontology annotation, biological process: intracellular signal transduction; protein phosphorylation; microtubule cytoskeleton organization. The record is from RefSeq and is a predicted model, not a curated record. Bases 85 to 3306 code for a protein of 1073 amino acids. NCBI's taxonomy places the organism in Eukaryota, Fungi, Mucoromycota, Umbelopsidomycetes, Umbelopsidales, Umbelopsidaceae. Gene Ontology annotation, cellular component: cytoplasm.